This is a messenger RNA of Corythoichthys intestinalis (scribbled pipefish), 4095 nucleotides long. RefSeq names its product zinc finger protein 362b (gene znf362b). Gene Ontology annotation, cellular component: nucleoplasm. The transcript is spliced from 9 exons. Gene Ontology annotation, biological process: regulation of transcription by RNA polymerase II. The record is from RefSeq and is a predicted model, not a curated record. Bases 145 to 1464 code for a protein of 439 amino acids. Lineage: Eukaryota; Metazoa; Chordata; Actinopteri; Syngnathiformes; Syngnathidae. Gene Ontology annotation, molecular function: RNA polymerase II cis-regulatory region sequence-specific DNA binding; DNA-binding transcription repressor activity, RNA polymerase II-specific.
GCAGUAGUAGCACCCAGAAGUGAACAAAGCGACCCGGAAGCGUUGCUUGGACUGGAAGCAGGCAGAAAGAUCAUCCAGCCUUUUUAUUUUUUAUAUAUAUGAAAGCUGUACUCGCAAGACAAUACCUGCAGUCGGGACCAAAGGAUGGCAGAGCCUCGAUUUAACAACCCUUAUUUCUGGCCGCCACCGCCAUCAAUGCCUGGCCAGCUGGAUAAUCUGGUGCUAAUUAACAAGAUCAAGGAACAACUGAUGGCUGAGAAGAUAAGACCCCUGCACCUGCCACCUACCUCCACCCCAUCCCAGCAAAGUUUGCUGGUGCCAACCUCAUCCCCUGAUGGAGGCAGCUCCCAGCAUGGCAUGCCGGUUGCUAAGCAACAACCGCAACAGGUGCCGGGUCACCAUCCACAGCCACAGUCAGACAUCACUUUGCACGCCCGCUCAGGUUCCAGCUCCGGACCAGAUGGAAAUAUGGACGAUAAGCCGGUUGUGAAGGCCAAAGGAUUAUGGGAAGACUGGCACAUGAGACAAUUAAGUGAGCAGCAGGCCCGCACCAACCAUCGAUCAGGUCUGGCCCUAUCAUCCCGACCUGAAAGCCACAGCACUUCUGAGGCUCUCACCCCCACAACACCAACCUCCAGCAGCCAGAACCGCCUGGGUGGCGCCCCUUCUGUCAACAUCAUCUCUGGGCUAGCAAGUGGUCCUGGUAUGGAACACAUGAAGGUUGGAAGCUUGGCGGGACUAUUGGGACCCCCACCCAAAGCACCACGAGGACGAAAGAAGAUUAAAGCAGAGAACCCAUCAGGUCCUUUACUGGUGGUCCCCUACCCUAUUCUAGCAGACCAAGGCUGUGUCACAGUGGCACCCAAAGAGGGAAAAACAUACAGAUGCAAAGUUUGCCCACUUACCUUCUUGACCAAGUCAGAGAUGCAGAUGCACUCCAAGUCCCACACAGAGGCCAAACCACACAAGUGUCCCCACUGCUCCAAGACGUUUGCCAACGCUUCCUACUUAUCCCAGCACCUGCGUAUUCACCUGGGCAUUAAACCCUACCACUGCUCCUAUUGUGAGAACUCCUUCCGCCAGCUCUCCCAUCUUCAGCAGCACACCAGAAUCCACACUGGGGACAGGCCUUAUAAAUGUGCUCACCCUGGAUGUGAAAAGGCUUUUACCCAGCUGUCCAAUCUCCAGUCUCACCAGAGGCAGCACAAUAAAGACAAGCCGUACAAAUGUCCCAACUGCUACCGUGCCUACUCUGACUCUGCAUCAUUGCAGAUCCACCUGUCUGCACACGCCAUCAAAAAUGCCAAGGCCUACUGCUGUAGCAUGUGUGGCCGGGCAUACACCUCAGAGACCUACCUUAUGAAGCACAUGUCCAAACACACAGUGGUGGAGCACCUAGUGAGCCACCAGUCCCCCCAGAGGACUGAGUCCCCUAGUAUCCCCAUAAGGAUCUCCCUUAUCUAAGUUGCCUGGCACCCAAUAUCGGUUUCAUUAAGAGUCCAUGUUAGGCGUACGCCUCAUAUGCAUUGAUGGUCAUCUGCGUAAGGCUUACAUUAGCAUUAUGACAGCUGACGUAAGCAUUCAACGCUAUAGUUGAGAAUAGGGCGCUAUUUAGUGAAUGUAACAAUACAGCUAGAUGUUGUCCAGAGGACUGAGUGGCAAAGAAUGUCUUGCGUCAGAUUUAAUAAGCACUUUCGUAAGCUUCGUGUUAAGAACCUGCGUCAGUUUUUGUAAAGAGUCCUUUCAAAGAGCAGAGGAUUCUAUAUAAAGAGGGGCACAGAUGAAUUGGCCAUCAAACAUUUUUUUCUUCCUACUCAAUUAAAUAGGAUUCCCUAAAUAUGCCAGAUGAUCUGAGAUAUCAAUUGAUCAAGUUGUCAAAUGUAUGCUGGGUGUAUUCGGGAGACAUCCAAAGAGGAUCUUUAAGCACUUUUUUGGCCUCAUCGCUUUGGCUAACAGUUUUGAAAUCAUGUUUGGGAAAAUGCCAAAUGGCAUUAUCUGUGGCAGCUAGGAUCUGUGACUAUGUAGGAAAAAAAACAGGCUUUUCUGUUACUGUUUUUACUCGCAUGGUUGUGCAAGAACACGCUAACAGGGUCAUUGAAAUUUAAAGAGAGGCAAUCGUAGAAGACAAUGAAAGCAUAUUAAUGAUUGUAUUUUAUUGAUGUGAAGAGGGAAGGAAGCGUAAAGGAAAGCAAUGUUCUUACCCUCACCUAAAUCUUUUAAUCCCUAAUUGAUGGCACCUUAGGGAUCAUCGCAACACUGCUUUUAAAAAUGACCAGUCCUCGCUUCGCUUCCCUGCAAACUAGUGCCAUGUUGAAAGCCAAUCUUCUAAUAUCAAGCUUUAUUAUUAAGUAUUAGUUGCUGCACACUUAACUGGUGUCAGGUUUCAUCAGCCAUACGGACUUCCUCUAAUAAAAAAAAAAUAAAAAUAAAAACAGCAACUUAAUUUUACUUGAGUAGAAAACAUGAACUCUUCUCAUUGGACCAAAAUGUGAAGCAACUGAACAGCACUCAGUAUUUUAUCAUAUUAGUAAUCAAGUGCAGUAUAACCAUCUACAAUGAUUACAGUUUAUUGAAAAAGUGUUGAAUGCGUGUCACUAUUUCCAAAUUCUUGUAGUUUUGACUGGACACCUUUCUUGUAUUUUCAUUGUACUCUUAAACCUCCGAUGGUACUGAUAGGGUUUGCUGUUUUCUUUAGGGCAGUGGUCCCCAACCUUUUUUUCAGUGUAAUGUGGGCCCCUUUUUUUCCACGGACCGGCAAUGUGUGGCAGAAAAUUACAGCAAAUAUAAAAUAAUAUGACACAGUUAAAAACGAACAUUAAGUGCAAGGAAAAUGUAACACCAUGCGCUGGAUCAACCUUUUAUUGACAGCGACCUCUCCUAAAACUUGACGGAAAAUAUCCUUGGUAGGGAUUUCCCUUGGUCGCAGGCAUAAUGAGUCCUUCUCCAAUCGUGAAAGGUUUCUUGGCUUUAGCAAUACAGUUCGCCACGAGGUAUGAUGCGCUCAGUUUAUUCUCUUUUGUUGCCUAAUUUGUUAGCUUUUAGCCACAUAUUUUUCAGAAUGGACAUGGUUGUAGGCUCCUCUUCUGGCUCAGCAGGUGGACUUUCCCCGUAAAAAAGCUCUCAAAAGACGUUGCCGCCCGCAGCACACAGCAGCUAACGUUACUGUUUACAUUGACUGAUGUUGGUCUGUUGUAAGUGCGCAAACACCCCAAUAAUGGCGGCCAACCACUAGAUGGCGAUGAAGAUAAAUCUCUAAACUCAGAUUAGUCAAUAGAGUAGACAGGCAUCUUGAUGUGUCAAGAGGCACAGGCCAGAUAGCGGUCGUUAACAAAUUAUUUAUUAUUUCUCUGCGGCCUGGUAGCAAAUGGACCACAGACCGGUACCGGUGCCCGGCCCGGUUGUUGGGGAUCACUGCUUUAGGGCACUUGUGAAAAGGUGCUAUGGAGAGGAGUUAGCGAGAGAACCGUGAACAAUGUACAAAAAUGUACGGUUAAUAUAAUAGUCCAAGCUUAGACUUAAGUCACAAGCCUGAGCAACUUCGGACAUUAAAACCAACAACAAAUCCUGCCUCUUUAACUUAAUCCCUUUUGAGUUAAUGGGCAGAAUGUUCAUGUUGCUGUACUGUAUAACACAUUAUUCAUUUAUAAUCUAUUUUUAAAGGUUUCAUCAAUGUGUUUUGUUUGGAGAUGAAAAAAAACUAUUACCUUUGUAUGUUAUUAAUCAUCUUUUAUAUCAGUUAUUUUUUUAUGUAAGCCUUAACUGUUUUGUCAUCCCGUCACCAUUACUCUGUAUUGUGUUCUGCAGUAUUCAGUCCAGUAAACAUUUUCUUGUUCCCUCCCGCAUGGAGCUGUAAUCUGUAUGAUAACUGUUUAACCUAAGUUCUCUAUCGGAAAAUAUUGCGUAGAUUUAUUAAACCUUUUCCUGUCUUGCAUUGUGGGUUCAUAUACGGUUUCCUUACAACUAAAUAUGCACAACCAGGACUGAAAAGUUAACCCAUGGGUUAGCAAUGUUUAAAAUAAAAAAAAAUAAAUAAAAAAAAACUUUGUAUAUUUUUUUUCUUGUUUAAUAAAGAGACUGUUAUGAAUUCAGUGCAGU